Molecule: messenger RNA, 1179 nt
Organism: Hemisphaericaspora subhashii
Lineage: Eukaryota; Fungi; Ascomycota; Pichiomycetes; Serinales; Debaryomycetaceae
Gene: SET6
Product: Set6p
Exons: 1
Coding region: 1-1179 (392 amino acids)
Cellular component (GO): nucleus
Molecular function (GO): protein binding
Source: RefSeq, a predicted model, not a curated record
AUGUCAGACACAGAAGUACCGAGUGAACAGUCGACCUUAGUAGAAUCAGAAGAUGAGCAUCAUGAGAAGAUUAUCAAUGUGGAGGAGAUUUUCAUAUCGCCCCUUUUUGUGAUACAUGAAACCAAGUAUGGAGGAAGAGGAUGUUUUGCAAGUGGCCACAUCCCCAAAGGUACCGUUGUGCAUAGAUGUGAUUCUCCUUUGAGUUCAACUAUCUCAAAACCAUUUAAGAAAGAGGUUUGUCAAGAGUGUUUUAGGUAUUUUGACGGGAAAACCCUUAAAGUUAAGCUCACAAAGAAAUUUGGAAAGGAUGCAUGUUCUUUAUUUUUUUGUACUGAAGAGUGUAAGGAUCUGUUUAUGGACCAAGAUGUGAAUGGUGUCUACUUGGAAAAUCUAUUGCAACUCGAGAAGUGUUAUCUUAUGGGUUUAAGUACACCCGAAAUUGGCCCACGUGAGCCAGAUCCAAGUCAACCAUUGGAAGUAGUAGCUGCACAAGAAUGGAAGAAUGUUGCAAUUUGGGAACAGAAGUUAGGUACUAUGAAACAAUCUAAAAGAGCUAAUAUGAUACCGAGAUUAGAUGAAGCUGAAUAUUUAGAGAUUAAAUACGUGAUUGGGGUUUUGUUUCAAAUGUACAAGCAGGAUGUUACGUCCACUUCUCUGAAGAGCACCAUUAUCGAUAGUUUGGAUACUGUAAAUACAAAUACCGAGUUGAGUCUUUUCAAUCUCCUUCAAUCUGUCGAAAUGGAAAAAGUCAAGAAAUAUCCAUAUUUAUUAUAUUCAUAUAUCAACAUAUAUAAAUUUCUCAAGUUAACAUGUUCAAGUCAUCUUCAAAAAUUCAUCAAUCCAGAUCAUGUUAGAGCAAUAAUAGGAAAGAAUUUAUCAAACGCGUUUGGAAUCUGGUCAGAAACCUCUAAUCCAACGGAAGACAAGGAAUUUUUUGGAUUUGGUGUAUAUCCGUCGGCAUCAUUUUUCAAUCAUUCAUGUGCACCCAAUAUUGUGAAAACUAUGGACACUAACAAACUUCUGUUUAGAACUUUAAGAGAUAUAUUGCCAGGAGAAGAAUUAUGUAUCAAUUACGGAAAUUAUUUGGAUGAAUCGGUAGAGACAAGAAGAAAGGAAUUAAGUGAAUGGUUUUUUGAUUGUGCUUGCAACAAAUGUGAAGCUGACUUAGAGGCAAAGUAA